Sinocyclocheilus grahami is the source of this 1282-nucleotide messenger RNA. Its product is annotated as tumor necrosis factor, alpha-induced protein 8-like protein 2 B. Lineage: Eukaryota; Metazoa; Chordata; Actinopteri; Cypriniformes; Cyprinidae. Gene Ontology annotation, cellular component: cytoplasm. The coding region runs from base 284 to 844 and encodes 186 amino acids. Gene Ontology annotation, biological process: regulation of apoptotic process. The record is from RefSeq and is a predicted model, not a curated record. The transcript has 4 exons.
GGUGUGUCUUAUACAUUUAGCUCCUCAAGGAAGUACAAGUCAAAUUAUCUUUUUACAGUAGUGUGAGCACAAGACAGAGUUUGUAGAGGAGUUUUCUUUGAUUUCAGCUGUCUGAGGAGAUUAUUUCAUCACUCGCGCGCUGGAUUUCAACCACCUAAUCUAAGCGCAGAGGGAGGACAGAGCAUUUGAACAGAAGAGGGAGAGUGAACAAGAGAAAAGCCAGGCAAAUUUCAAAAAAAUAAAAUCAUCAACACCUUAGAUGUCCUGAGGGUGAUUAAAUCACAUGGAGGCGUUCAGCUCCAAAGACAUGGCGCUCAAGGCCCAGAAAAAGAUCCUGAGCCAAAUGGCCAACAAGUCUGUGGUGCAGAUGUUCAUCGAUGAUACCAGCAGCGAGAUUCUAGAUGAGCUUUACCGUGUGUCAAAGGAGUACACUGGGAACCGCUCAGAGGCCCAGAAAGUGGUGAAAGACCUCAUUAAAGUGGUGGUGAAGAUAGCUGUCCUUUUCAGGCACAAUCGAUUCAAUGAUGAGGAGCUAAAGCUGGCCCAGAAUUUCCAAAAGAAAUUGCACCAGGGAGCCAUGACAGCCAUCAGCUUCCACGAGGUAGAUUUCACCUUUGACAAAGCAGUUAUGUCAGAGAUCCUGAAAGAAAGUAGGGACAUGCUUCUGAAGCUUGUAAACACUCACCUCACACCAAAAUCUCACAGACGCAUCAACCACGUCUUCAACCAUUACGCUGACCCCGAGCUCCUCACCCAGCUUUACAACACAUCGGGGCCUCUCAAACACCACCUCACCAAAAUCUGCAACGGGCUUAACAAACUGCUGGAGGACGGGACGUUAUGAGGACGGUGAAGCACUAAAAGGAGGACCACCUUUUAUCUCAGACUGCAUACAAUGCCACCAAAGAGGCAGAAAGUGACUGACUGAAAGGGUCACACUUCAGUUCAACCCCUGAAAUAGAGUUGCUGUGCAAUUAAUAAAUAUUAGUGGCCUGAUACUGUUAACACAACCACUGUUACUGCCUGAGCGAGCUCAGAUCAAAUGUAAAAAUAUCAUCUGAACAAUUUUUUAAGCUCGGAGACUCCAGCUGCGUUGGAUAGAGGGUUUCAAGGCUACUUAUUUUUUUAUUAAUGAAGUCUAAACCACUGUGGUUCAACUACUCAACUAAAUUUGAGCACAUUGUAUUGUUCAAAACUGUUAACAUUUUUGAGCUGAUUGUUUACCUCCUAGGACAACAAAAUAACAAGAACCGGAACACACAAACACAUUUAGAAAGACAUU